CCGGGCGUGAUGGUCGUUCGUUUCCAGACUGAACUCUGUGUGAGAUUAAUCGCGAUUCGGUGAUAACAGAACCGUCAAACAUGAAGAAAUCCCCACCGCCGGUGCCACCGAAGCCGAAAAGUGUACUGUUGAAACCUACGAAAUCAUUCAUCGCAAUUUUAAGCCAAGCUCAGCUGAGGGACAGUGGAAUUUCGGUAGACGCGAUUAGUCCCGGGAAAAAUGAACCCUCCCCCAAACCGGAUCGAUCGACGACGAGCAGCGUGAAAAAGUUGGCGGAACAAUUUUCACACCUGAAUUACGUUAUGGGAAGUGGAGUGGAAAAGCCAAAAGUGCCACCGAAGCCCGUGCAGGCUAAAGUUGUAACGCAAGAGUGUGAAUUAGUGGACGAGAAUCUAGAUCUUGAAGAUUGUGAUAAUAUUUAUGAUGAAGUGUUUAUAAGCGACGACGACGAGGGCUAUUACGCACCAAUUCCCGCUGAAGCACCACAAACAGCAUUACAAUGUCCUCCCAGUCCCCGAAAUGCCGUCGAAGAAUUCCUUCAAAACGAACGAAAGUACGUCAUCCGAUUGGGAGAAUACAUCGAACAACUCAUCCCUGUGAUGUACCAACCGAAUCUACCUCAAAGUCUGCGUUUCCAGAAGAACAACAUCUUCGCCAACAUCGAGGCGAUCCACGCGAUGCACCGAGAUGUGUUGCUUCCACGGUUGGAACUGUGCGACGGAUGUCCGGGCCGGAUUGCUGACCUGGUUACUGAACUCAUCGAGAACGAUGAUUUGUACUGCUACGUUCUGUACGCCAUGAACAAGCAUCGCUCAGAGCGGAUUUGCGAUGCCAAUGCGGAGUUCUUCCAGACCAUCUUUCAAGAUUUGAGCAAGUUCCUGGUUGAACCAAUCCAGCGAUUGCCACGGUAUAAGCUGCUUCUGAUCGAAAUCUACAAGGGAACACUACGAGCCGCGGACACCAGCUCAAUCCGAAGAGAGGCCGCAGCUUUGUGCAAAGCUGAAUCGGCGCUGUCGGACUUGAUAGAGCUGGUUGAUGCAGCGGUCAGCUUGAGUGACAUUCUACCAGAUCCAGAUGUUGCGUCAGGAUCAUCUGCGGGACUCCAAACCCUGACCUACCACGAGGAUGUUCCACUAGCCCUAGUCCUGCGUCCAGAUGCAACCAAAAAGUCUGCUCCAAAGAAUCCUAUCAACCUCCUCUACCAGGGGAACCUCAAAAAGUUUAUGGAACUCCCAGUCUACGACUACGACGAACGCCGCAAGUACACCUCGAAAAUCUUCAUCUUCGAAAAGUUGCUCCUCUACACGGAGAAAAAGUCCAAACUGGAGUACCGCGGCCACUACUUUGACAGUGAGCUAAACUACCGGACGGAAUCUCGCAACAAAGUGCUGCUGUUCAGCAAACAUCCGGGUACGCAAGACCUGCAGGUGAUGGCGAGCGAUCCAGCCCGGCUCAAGUACCUGACCGAUUGUGUGCACAUUAUGCGCGAAAAGCACGUCUACUAUCAGGCGGUGGAGUUUAUCGCCCACAAGGAGCACGAGCGGCGACACUCGAUUGCGUCGCAGCUGAUGCUCGAGGAGCUGCAGCAGGAAGAGCAGGUGGACGAAGAAGAUGCGGAAUGGGACGUCGAAGCCCACCUCACCACGCUCGUAUCCUGUCAGCAACAGUUCUGCCACGUUCUGCAAACAAACAUGGACUUUUACAUGCCCCGGGAAACCCGCGACAAGCCGGGUGUGGCCAGUUUCGUCGAGGUGUUCACCAAAAUGCACCAGCUUCACAUCAACCAAAUUCUGCCGGACAUUGCCCAGGCCUCAACCCCCCUGGAAAUGUGCAAAGUAUUCCAGGCGUAUCUGCAGGGUGACGUCCUCUCGUCCAUCUACUUCGAAUAUCUGAGGGAGUUCAAGAGAGCAAUCAGUAUUAUCAGCAUUCAUCGAACGCCAGCGACCUUCAACAACCUGGUCGCACCGAAAGCCGAAGACUUUACCUACCUUUGCGUGGAUCACCUGCGCGAGUAUUGCCGGUUCUUCGAGCGGUUCAGCGUGCGGAUGUCCGAUGCCAGCAGCUGCAACCUCCCAAUCGACAUGGACCUGUUCCGGCAGCUUGCCAUCACCCAAACGGAGAUGGCCAAGUUUGUGGCGAACGUGAAGCAGAACUACCGACUGUUCCGGCUGGACGAUCGCGCCGUGGAGUGCGGAAUGGUCAAGUACGGCGAGCUGGUUAGGCUGGAUCGUGACGAGGGCGAACCAUUGAGCUGUAGACUGUUUGUGAGCGAGCGGGCGGCGAUUUGUGUCGCGAUUCAGACGAUUCAGGAGAAUGAGAAGAGUUCCGAGCGGUACAUGAGGAUCGUGUUCAUCGAUCGCUUUGGGGGUCGUGCGACCCCUAUUAAACUAAGAAAAAGCAAAAAGACUGAAUUCAGACUCAACUUUGUGAUCGACGGUAUCAAGUUUAAGGUUAUCUUCAACAGCCGACAGGCUAAGGAACGGUUCUACAACAAGUACAUCGACAGUUUUGUGCUUAUCAAAUAAAAUGAGAUUUAUUGAAACA
Molecule: messenger RNA, 2544 nt
Organism: Culex quinquefasciatus (southern house mosquito)
Lineage: Eukaryota; Metazoa; Arthropoda; Insecta; Diptera; Culicidae
Exons: 6
Coding region: 81-2525 (814 amino acids)
Biological process (GO): axon guidance; intracellular signal transduction
Cellular component (GO): cytoplasm
Molecular function (GO): guanyl-nucleotide exchange factor activity
Source: RefSeq, a predicted model, not a curated record